AUGCAUUUUGUUGUAGAAUUUCAAGAUUGGAUUCAAGAACCCAAAGAUGAAAGUAUUUCGUCAGUCACUUUUAAAAGAAACUUUGAAACUAAAGUGGAAAGUGAUCUUCAUGAAUUAGAGAAAUUAAAUGAAGAAGAUUAUGAAAAAAGUUGUAGAUAUUUAAAUUAUAUAAUUGAUAAUAUAAGGGAAUUAUUUUUUAGCUCUAAAAAUAUAAGAAUUCCUGAUGUAGCUCGUAAAUAUUUGUGGGAUAAUCAAAUUGAAGGAAAUCUCAAAGAAUUAAUAUCUACAACAACAACAAAUAAAUGUCAAAGGAAUCGUAUAAAUAAUUCACAGAAAGAUAGAGAUUUAAGGUUAAAAUUACAUAAUUAUUGUGAUGAAAGAGAUAAAAGACUAAGAAAUUUACAAGGAAAAGAAAACAAUGAAGAAAACUGUUAUGAGUUUAUGGUGUGGGUAAAACAAAAUAAAGACAGCAUUACUAGGGAUUAUCAUAAUAAUAUGAGUGGUGUUAGAAAUAGAGCAGGGUUUUUUAAAAUAUCAAAUACAUGUGAUCUUAAUAAGUUUGAUAGUCUUUUUCCUGAUCUUCAUUGUUCUUCUAAAAUAUAUAGAAAAGAUGAUGUUUUAAGAGAACCUAAGGAAAUUUUAAAACAGCAUGAAGGAGGAGGUGAUCAAAAUACAGUAGAUGAAAGAAACCAAUUAAAAAGUAAAGAAAAAAAACACAAAGGAAAAGAAAAAAAACCUACUGGUGUUCUUCAAGAAAUUUAUGGAGUCGGACGUAAACCUACUGAAUCGUUUUUUUCUCCGAAAACAUCUGUAGUCGAAGAAGCUGUUAAUGAAUAUACUACUGAUGAUUGUGCUGAUGGUAAAUGUGUUGUGUUGGAUUGUAGUAAAGAUGAUUGUAAUUUAAUUGAAGUAAGUAGUGAUGAUGAAGAACCUGAAAAAGAGAACCUACCAAAUUCCAUUGAUUCUUCUCCAAAAGAAUGUGAGGAAAAACAAUGUACUGAAGAACACAAAAAUAAAAGUGAAUAUCAGGAAACAGAUCAAGUUGGAACAGCUACUGUUGAUCGUUCUAAGAAAAAAACUAAAGGUUCUGUUAAAGGAUCUGCAAAACAUCAAAGGAAUAAUGGAGAAGGAUCACGUGGAGUUACUAAUGAGGGCACUUAUUCAUCGCGAUCACGUAAUGGUAAUAAAAAAACUGAGAAAAACCGUUCCCAAAGACCUAAAAAAAAUAGAGACAGUGGUGGUGAUGAGAACAAAAAAGAGAACAGAUUAAAAGGAAAAAGUGGGAAUGUUAUAUCAGACAGUGAGACGAAGAAGAAAAGAAGAAAAGGAUCUCCCUCUAUUGAAGAAAUCCCUUAUAUGCAAAAUGGUGAUCAUAAUAUAAAAGGUGAAAAAGAAAUUGAAGAUGAAAUGUCUUCGACGAAACAAGAGACACAUGAAUUCGAAACUGAUAGUGAUUUAAAUCAAGAUAUUGAAGGUACGAUUGAAUCAAGACCAAAUGAUGAUGGUAUAAAUAGCAUUUUUGGUAUUCCAUUUCCAAAUUUUUCUGAUUAUACCGAUUUUGAUUUAUCUGAUUUUUCUCUAUCUAAUAUUCCAUAUCCUUCUAUCAGUAUACCUUUUUUUCCUCGAUCUCCACGUAUUUACAAGGGAUUAUAUGGUGGAAUUAGUAGAAUACCACAAGGGCCUACUCACAUUAAUAUAUAUCCACGCAAAGCUGUUGAUACUGCAAGUGAGAUUGUCAAUAAAGUAAGAGAUAAAAUGGGUUCUGGUGAGAAAGAUGCUACUAAAGAGAUAGCUAAGAGAAAGGAAGAUUCAAGUGAAGAUGGUGAACGUGGACAAGAUAAUAAAGUUGGAUCUGAUAGUGAUAUAAAUGAUGUAGGAAAAAAUAGUUCUUCUGAUUCUGGUAGUCAUAAUAGGAGUAGACCCAAUGAAAAUAAAGAUGAUAUGAGAAGAGAAAAAGGUAAUACAUACAAUUUGAAUAAGGAUACUUUUGAACAAGGAGAUGGUGAUAAAACAUCUAAUAAAGAAUCUAAAGAUGGUCCUAAUCAUGAAGGAAGUGAAAAAGAUAGAUCUGAAGAAGAUAGAAAUUUUACUAUUGAACAAGAAAAGGAAUCUGAUGGUGUUGAAGAAUCUAAUGAUUCUAAAUUUCAGGAUUUUAAUGAGAAACGAAGUAUGGAUGAUUUGGUUUCUUCUACUGAUUCAGGAAUGACGAAUGAACUUAAUAAUAACCUUAAUGAUGUUCAGACUGAAAUUGGGAAAGAAAAGGAUCGUGCUAUUGAUGACAGUCAAGAAGAGACCCAAUACAAUACUGUAACUAAGAGUGAUAAUUCACCAAAUUCUGAAACGAAUGAAAUUCAAAACCAUGUAUUUGAAGAUGGUACAUCUGAUAAAUCAGAUUCUUUUAUAUCAGAAACAAGUACUCAACAAAUUAUAAGUAAUGAAAUUAGAACAAAUCAUGAAGAACCUGUUUCUGCUGAUAUCGAAGGUAAUUUUGUUUCAACUUUUCCUGGACCCAUAAAAGAGGAAGUUCCUGUUACAUAUGAUGGAAAAAUGUGUGAAGGAAUUAUUUAUACAGAUGGUGGUUCUCCAUGUAAAAAAAGUAGUAAUUUUAUUGGUAUUAAAAGUUCUCGUAUGGGUCCUUCCUCUAAUGGAGGUAAUAUAAGUAAUGAAAUUUCACGUAUUACGACAGUUUCUACAAUGGGAAGUCAUAGAAGUUUAAAUCAUAAAUCUGAAUUAAUGAUGAGUCAAGUGUUAGAUAUUAAUUCAGUUGAGGCUUCAGCGUCAUUGCCUCAAGGUAUAUCUAUACCAGCACAACAACAUUCUUCUCUUGCUCAAUCGAUGAGUGAAAGGGGGGGAUCAGGACAAACUGAUUCUAAAAGUCAAGAACAAAAAGGAAAAGAAACUGAAAGAGAAGAUUCUACAAGUGUAGGUCCUACAAGUAACGGUCGUACAAAAAGGUCAGCUACACAACACCUUUCAAAAGAAGCAUCAAUAAUUACAACAAAAGGUUUAAAUGGUGGUACACCUAUUAUCAAUAAAACACAUCAAAGUUUUUCUUCCUUCUUUGAUUUUUCAUCCCUUACAAAAAACAUUUUAAUUGCUUUAGCAAUAUUUGGAGUUAUAUUUCUUUUCAUUUUUUCUAAUAAGCAUAGCUCCUUGGGAAUGUUUAAUAAGAAAAAGAAGAAAAGAAGAAGAAAAUCUGUACUGAUUAAUGAGGAUAAUAUGAAUGCAAAGAUGUUAGAAAGAUAUGAAGAUAUUGAUGAUGAAAAUAAUAAAUUUGAUGAAGAUGAUUGUAAUGAUAAUGAAUUAAAUAAAAGAUCACUCAUCUUACCAUAUGAGAAAGAAGAGGAAGAUGUAUACAAAAUAGAAGAUCAGAUUGAAAGGAUUGGUAAUGAAAAAAUAGAAAGAGAAAAAAAUAAAUAUAUAAAUGUGGAACAUAUAAGUGAGGAGAAUACAUAUGAUUAUAAUAAUAUAUAUAAUGAUGAAGAUAUAAAAAGUGUCGAUGUAAUGAGCACAAUCAAAGAAAAGAAAGAAAGAUGGAAGUGGAAAACUAUAAUAGAGAUUCAACUGGUAGUCAUUGAAGAGAUACACAAUGAAGAAUGGGAUAUGAACAAGCACGAUUUUUUAUCUAUAUGUAUCAACGAAUUUAUGAAUGAAAAAAAUAGAAAAUGUUUAUAUAAUGAAGAUGAUGAUUUUAAUAGCACAGACGUAAUGAUAAAAGGACAAACUUUUUUGUGGAAUAAAUGGAUGGAGAGACAUAAAUAUAUUUUAGAUCAAUGGAAAGAAGAGGAAUCAUUUGAAUAUUUAAAAAAUGAUUGGAAGAGAGAAGAAGAGGAAUAUAUGAAAAAAAUAUACAAAGAUUUGUUGCUUAGUUUGAGAGGUGAUACAUAUAAUAUGUCACAAAGGCAAAAAAUUAUUUGGAAAAGAUGGAUUGCUAAACAUCCAUAUAGAAUAAGAGAAAAAAUAAUUGAUCAGUGGUUUCACAAAUUAUUCGAAGAAAUAAAUAAAAAUAACCCAAUAAGUGAUGAAAUAAUAGAUAUAUUAUUAAAUGAUUAUAUAGAAAGUGAUAAAAAUUGUGAAUACAUUUAUAAUAUGAGUGAAAAAAAAGAAAAAUUGAAAUUAAAUUUGUGGAUACAAAUAUAUAUGUGUGUGAUGGAAGAGGCAGAAAAGGAUAGUUGUAUAAAAAAGAAAGAGACAUAUGUGGAUACACUCAUUGAGAAUAUAAAAGAUAAAGAAUAUAUAAUAGAUAUUGUUGAAGAUAUCAAGAAAGAUAUUCAUACGUUACCUAUAAAUCAAUCUUUAUGUAAGUGGAAAAAGGAAAAAUGGUUUGAAGAAUUAAAAAAUAAUUGGAAGGUAGAAGAAAAUAAAAGAUUAAAUUAUAUUCCAUUAAAAAAUAAUAAUGAUAUAUAUAAAGAUGUGAUAGAAAAAUCUGUGACAUAUAUAGAGAAGAAUAUAUUACAUAAAUUAUUGGAAGAGAUAAAUUUUAAAUGGAUUGAUGAGGACAAUGAAAAUGAUUGGUUAAAGGUAAUAGAAAAUAAUAGUAAAGAUGAAAAUAAUAUUAUAUAUAUUAAUAAGAAAAAUAAUGAGAAUACAAAUAUAUAUAUAAAUAAAAAUAUUAACAAAGAGGAAAAUAAAAUGAAAUGUUAUGAGAUAAAAUAUAUGUUUGAUAAUAUGACUUUACAAGGAAACACAGAAGAUUAUCAUGAGAAUAAUUUUUUAGAGGAACACAAAUAUGAAGAUAAUAAAAAAAAUAAUACUUUUAAUAAUGAAUUUAGUGAGAACCCAAUUAAUCAAAAUAAAGAAGAUAUAAAUAGAAAUAAUGAUCAAAUAAAUAUUAUGUUCAAUCAACAUAAUAAUGAAUGGAUACAAGUUAUUAAACUACAUUUAGAUUUAAUAGAUGAAUGUAAAAAAAAAGAAUGGGAAGAAAAUAAAUAUGACUUUUUAGAUAUAUGCAUAGAAGAAUAUAUAAAAAAUGAGAACAAAGAUAAUAGUAGAAACAUUUUAGAGGAUGAAAUUUUUAGUAUGAAUAAAAAUAUAAUGUGGGAUACAUUUAUAGAAACACACAGAUAUAUAUUAGAAAAAUGGAAAAGAGAAGAAUGGUUUCAUAAUUUAAAAAAGGAAUGGGAAGAAGAAAUAUUAAAUUAUUUGAAUUCAUCAAAAAAUAGAAAUGAUGAAAGUAAUAAAAAUUGUAAUGAAUCAAACACAAAUUUUAUGAUUGAAGAAGAAAAAAUUGUGUUUAGAAAAUGGAUCAAUAAACAUACAGAAGAAUUAAAAGAUUGUUAUGAAGGUGAAAAGAAUCCAUUUUUAGAAGUAGAAAUAAAUAAAAAAAAAAAAAAUUACAAGUUAAUUGCAUGGUUACAAAUACAUAUGAUGAUAUUAGAAAGAUUUAAAGAAGAUGAAUUUUUAAGAACUAAAGAAUUAUUUAUUGAUAUAUGUAUAGAAGGAAUAAAAAAAGGAUAUUUAUGUAAGAACAAUGAUAUAAUAAUACAAAUGUUAAAUAAACUAAAAAGUGAUAUUUAUAAUUCAUGUGAAUAUUUAUUAUCUCAACAAAAAGAUGAUAAAAAAAAAAAAAAAGAAGAGUGGUAUAAAAAAUUAAAGAAAUAUUGGAUGGAUAAGGGAAGUACACAUUUUAAUUUCUUAAGACAAAAAGAUAAUUAUGAAACCAUACUUGAUAUAAUAAAACAAUCGAUGUUAAUUGUUUAUAACAAUAUGUUUAUAAAAAAUUAUGAUGAUCAAAAUUUUCAAUGGAUUGAUGAGGAUAAUGAAAAAGAUUGGUUGAAAUUUGUAAAUAUAAAGAAGGAAAAAAGGUUGAGUCAUAAUAUAUGUGAACAUAAACCUUUGAAGGAUAUAAAAAAUAAAAUGAGUAUAUUAAGGGAUAUUUAUAAAACAAAAGAAAUGUUGACCUUUUAUUCAGAAGAAAUAUAA
Plasmodium adleri (nom. inval.) is the source of this 5922-nucleotide messenger RNA. Its product is annotated as surface-associated interspersed protein 1.2 putative. NCBI's taxonomy places the organism in Eukaryota, Apicomplexa, Aconoidasida, Haemosporida, Plasmodiidae. The transcript has 2 exons. Bases 1 to 5922 code for a protein of 1973 amino acids. The record is from RefSeq and is a predicted model, not a curated record.